Messenger RNA from Sesamum indicum (sesame), 2332 nucleotides. Its product is annotated as zeta-carotene desaturase, chloroplastic/chromoplastic. Gene Ontology annotation, molecular function: 9,9'-di-cis-zeta-carotene desaturase activity. Lineage: Eukaryota; Viridiplantae; Streptophyta; Magnoliopsida; Lamiales; Pedaliaceae. The record is from RefSeq and is a predicted model, not a curated record. Gene Ontology annotation, cellular component: chloroplast. Gene Ontology annotation, biological process: carotenoid biosynthetic process; carotene biosynthetic process.
UCUCUCCCCCAACCAACCAAACCUUAGCACCACUGUUAUGCUCACGUUAACUAUCUUCUGCUGCUCAAAAUUCGGUUUGACGUCCUGACAAAAUUCACUUUCAGCAUCUACAUCUCUCUGGAUGCCCAACGCAGUUGCCUAAUCCAUCCUCCCGCUUCCGCUCAUUCUCGACGUUACAACUCUUGAUUCAUUUGCUUCCCAUUUCAACGCUCACAAGCCCAUUAGCAGAAAGAAGAAGUGCAUGGCUGCUGCUGCGGCUGCUUCUCUUUGCCUGCGGGCCAAUGGAAACCGGGUUCGUUUCCGAAUUGAGCCUUCUGCUACCCAUUCAAAGAGGCAUCGCAUGCUCGUGGUUCGUUCUGAUUUGGACUCAAAUGUCUCUGACAUGAGUGUUAAUGCUGCAAAAGGUUUAUUUCCACCAGAACCUGAACGUUAUCGGGGCCCCAAGCUCAAAGUGGCCAUUAUUGGAGCUGGGCUUGCUGGCAUGUCAACUGCAGUUGAGCUUUUGGAUCAAGGCCAUGAGGUAGAUAUAUAUGAAUCAAGGUCUUUCAUUGGGGGAAAAGUGGGUUCUUUUGUAGACAAACAGGGUAAUCACAUAGAGAUGGGACUGCAUGUUUUCUUUGGUUGCUAUAACAAUCUUUUUCGCUUGAUGAAAAAGGUCGGCGCUGAUAAAAAUCUGCUUGUGAAGGACCAUACUCACACUUUUGUCAAUAAAGGGGGUGAAAUUGGCGAACUUGACUUUCGUUUUCCGGUUGGAGCACCUUUACAUGGAAUUCAAGCAUUUUUGACAACAAAUCAGCUUGAGCCUUUUGAUAAAGCAAGAAAUGCUGUGGCUCUCGCCCUUAGUCCAGUUGUAAGAGCUCUUGUGGAUCCAGAUGGAGCAAUGAGAGACAUCCGAGAUUUGGAUAAUAUAAGCUUCUCUGAAUGGUUCAUGUCCAAGGGGGGAACUCGCAAGAGCAUCCGGAGAAUGUGGGAUCCUGUUGCUUAUGCCCUGGGAUUCAUUGACUGUGAUAAUAUUAGUGCACGCUGUAUGCUCACUAUAUUCGCACUUUUUGCCACUAAAACUGAGGCUUCCCUACUUCGCAUGCUUAAAGGUUCUCCAGAUGUUUACUUGAGUGGUCCCAUCAGAAAGUAUAUCAUGGACAAGGGAGGCAGGUUCCAUUUAAGGUGGGGAUGCAGAGAAAUUCAUUAUGAUAGAUCUGCUGAUGGGGAUAUAUAUGUAACAGGGCUUGCCAUGUCCAAGGCUACUGAAAAGAAAACCAUAAAAGCUGAUGCCUAUGUAGCAGCAUGUGAUGUCCCUGGAAUUAAAAGAUUACUUCCUCAAGAUUGGAGGGAGUCGCAAUUCUUUGACAAUAUCUACAAGCUGGUUGGAGUACCUGUUGUCACAGUUCAGCUGCGAUAUAAUGGCUGGGUUACAGAGUUAAGGGAGUUGGAACGUGCACGGCAAUCAAGGCAAGCCAUGGGUCUGGAUAAUCUACUUUAUACCCCAGAUGCAGAUUUCUCUUGCUUUGCAGACCUUGCUCUCACAUCCCCAGAGGAUUAUUACCUGCAGGGCCAAGGCUCAUUGCUUCAAUGUGUGCUUACACCUGGGGACCCUUACAUGCCUCUACCAAAUGAUGAAAUUAUAAGGAGAGUCUCAGAGCAGGUUUUAGUUCUAUUUCCAUCAUCUCAAGGUCUAGAAGUCACAUGGUCAUCCGUCGUCAAAAUUGGACAGUCUUUAUAUCGUGAGGGACCUGGUAAAGAUCCAUUCAGACCCGACCAGAAGACACCAGUGAAGAACUUCUUCCUUGCUGGCUCAUACACAAAACAGGACUACAUAGACAGCAUGGAAGGAGCAACUCUGUCUGGUCGACAAGCGUCUGCUUACAUAUGUGAUGCAGGAGAAGAGUUGGUGGCGUUACAAAAGGCUCUCGCUGCGGUUGAACUGAAAGACGCAACUACAUCUGACGAGUUGAGCCUUGUCUGAUUUAAACAAUUCUCAAGAAAUUCAGCUCCCAAUUACCUGUAAAGUCAGCUGAAUACAGUAAGUACCAUGCAGUUGCGAACAGAGCAUCAAAAGAAUUAUUCUAAUAUCAUAUGAGUUAAGAGAGCUAAGAUGUAAAAAAUGCACAGGAGAUAAUGCUGACAUUUUGGACCCCCAAGCAUCUCUACAAGAUCUAUGAUGUGAAUUAUUUGUGUAUUUAUCCGAGCACAGGGCUUGCUUAGAGAUGCAUAAUAGGUUGAUCAAGCUGUAAUUUCGUAUCUGAUAGGUGCUCUAUGCAUUUGAUUUGUUGAAAACUGUUUACACCCUCUGCAAAUUGGUCCAAGAUUCACUUGAUUCAUUCUUUGCUGGUAA